GAAAUUCAGCGUUUUAUUUGACUUUUGGGGUGAAAUCGAAAGAUUUGGUGAAAUUUACCUAUCCUUUCAGACGUUUUGUUAUGACUCGAGUGGUGAUCCUCUCGCAGUCAUGGAUGGAAAGGAACAUAUCAUAUAUUUAAUUGAUUCAUCAUUCAUAAACGUUAACCGCGUUAGAAUAAACGCAGUGAAACUUCAUUGUCGUCCAGCAGCACACAAUAAACGCAGCGAAACUUCAUUUGUCGUCCGCUACAACACCGCUCUUCAAACACGUGCUGCUCCCUCCAGCGGCAAAGAGACGCAAUGACAUCUGUGUGUACAAGGUUAAUGAUUUAACCUGUUGCUCGGGGGUAUUUGAAGCGUGUGCUGAAGGUAUGCCAGCAGAUCUUCUGUUCGAGCAUGGGUGAAUGUAGACAGCGCAAUGACUCGCUGAGUAAUAAUGACACAGACGAGGUCAGUGUGCUCUGUCAUAAAGUUAACGGUGUUGACGCCGGGGAGGACAUUGAGUUACAGAAUCGUCCAGAAGUGGCGAGGAUCGGCGAGGUAGCGGAUGCUGACACAGGCGGCAUCGGUGGCUGGUUCCACCGGCUCCGCGCGCUGGUGUGCUGCUGGAAGAGAAGCGAUGAUAAUGAUGACGACUACGAUGACGGUGAGCAGGACGAGGCUCAGAAAGAGAAGGCAGCGUGUCCAGGCCUCGGCCUCCUGUACAGUUUGUUAGCAUCCGUCUUUUUCUCCGUUGCCGCUCUUCUCGUGAAGAAGAUCGAUGACAUGCAUGCCAUCCAGAUCAGUGCCAUCCGAUGCUUCUUCCAGAUGCUGUUUGUCAUGCCAGCUAUGAUUUAUUACAAAAUUGGCUUUAUCGGUCCAAGAGACAUGCGAAUCUACCUGUUCCUCAGAGGCUUCCUCGGAUCCAACGCCAUGAUCUUGUUGUAUUAUGCAGUUCUGCAGAUGCCGCUAGCCGACGCCACGGUUAUAAUGUUCAGCAAUCCCGUCUUCACGGCCUUGCUGGCCUGGAUAUUCCUCAAAGAAAGGUGCACGAUAUGGGACGUCGUAUUUACCGUGUUUACUCUCACCGGCGUCAUACUGAUAGCGAGACCUCCCUUCCUCUUCGGUGCCAGGGUGUCCGGGAUCGAAGGAGAAUACACCAAUCACAUCAAAGGCACGGUCGCUGCGCUCGCGGGGGCCGUCGGCGCGGCCUGCACCAUGGUGAUUCUCAGAAAAAUGGGGAAAAGUGUUCAUUACUACCUCUCCGUGUGGUAUUACGCUGUCGUGGGACUCAUCGAGUGCGUGGUCGUUCUGUUCAUCUUGGAUGACUGGAGGAUGCCGGAGUGCGGCUGGGACAGGUGGACACUCAUGGCCAUCGGGGUGCUCGGCAUUGCCGGCCAGACGUUCCUCACCAAAGCCCUGCAGAUCGAGAAAGCGGGCCCAGUGGCGCUGAUGAGGACGAUGGAUGUGGUGCUGGCCUUCAUCCUCCAGUUCCUGUUUCUCAAUCGCAAACCCACCUGGUGGAGUCUGGGCGGGGCCUUGUGCGUGACCGUUAGCACUAGCGGUGUGGCCGUGAGGAAGUGGUUUACCAGCACCAGACGACAGCGCUGAUGGUCACAGAUGUUUGUUACGGAUACCUGCUGCAUUCUAUCCCAAAGAAGCUCUUUAUACUUUCAUCAUUUACUGCAUAUAUAUAUGUUUUUGUAGUUUCUCAAAGUAGAUAUUCUUUCUUUAAAUGAGGGCUGUUAUUCAGAAACUGUACAAAUCUAUUUUCAGGCGACGAGUCUUUUACUACAAUAAGAUUUUUUAAGUACAGAAUAUAUUAUAAAGAAAACUGCUGGCCAGGAGUUUGAAGAGUGUGUAAAAUGUAAGAGAAUUUCUUGAUACAAACAUCUUUGCACUUUGUCUUUGACAGUGCACUGUAACUCAUAUACACCUUUUUUGGGUAGUUGACAGACUAAUAUGCAAAUGUGUAGGCUACUAUGGUGUGACGACAAAAAUUUGGAAAAAAACAUAAGGAAGAUAAAUCUCUCUUAUGCUAUUUUAUAUGAUAAAUAUGAAUAAUAUAAAAUGAUGUUUGAUUUCAAAAUUUUGCUGUCACGCCAUAGGACACAUGUAUGAUUUAUUCGUACAAAUACCUUUAAAAGCAAUAUAUACCUGCUCAAAUCAAAGUUACAAGUUAAUUUGAGUCAGAGGAAUAUAUUAUUCUUGACACAUGAUAUGCAUCAAUAUCAGUUCAUCUAUGAACUGUGCCCUCGUGUACCUUAGACGCACGCGCACAUUUUACUGUGCAAAUAUUUGCUCUAAUUUAUUUAUUUAUUUAUGAGACAUGAAUGUCCGACCAUAGUGAGAUUUAUAACAAGACCACAUGACUGUUCUUGUGCAGUUUAGUAACUAAACUGCUGUGAUUUACUGACUGGUUAUUGAACUGAAUCUCAUUGUUUUUCCUUUGCAUUUAUUUAAUAUGUUAUAUUUGCACUUGUUUGUGUAAACUAAACUCGGAGCACUUAACAUUGUGUCAUUGUAUAUGUCACUUACGCAGAAUGCUGUACUGAUGCUGGAGCAGUAUAGUAACGAAAAUGCUGCCUUAAUCCAUUCAUCUGAUCACAAAUCUGUGUAACAUGAUUAUUUAUUGUGAUUAUUGUCACACAGUUUGAAUAAUGCCUGUUAUACACUUCACCUGUUAAACUUUCAUUUGAACCUUAGUUGAAAUAAAUGAAAGUCUUUUUCAUUUUAAGAGCUACAAACUUUACAUUUCUUCCACCUGCAAUGUCAUGUGAUUUAAAUCUGUUAAAGACGGAUUAGAGUUGCAUUCUUGAGGGUUUCGCUCUUUUUCUCUCUUUGCUUUGAUUGUAGGUACUGUAUUUUUAGCACUGUCCCAUAUAUAUCACAUUCGUUAUGCAUUUUCUGUACUGUAUGUUCAGUGAAGUGCUGUAGACAACAUAAUUAAACAUGUAAUUCAAUAAAUACUCUGUGGCAGCUGGUUCACGUUUAUCUUCUGAAAACAUUGAGCUGUUUUGACUGUUACAGAAUGAUCUUGCACUGCUUGGAAAGUAAAAUAUGACUCACCACAUGUUUCUUAAUGCAUCACUAAUGUAAUAUAUAUAUUCAGAAAAAAACAGUGGCUGUUUUUACAUUUCAGAAUAAUAGUGAAGUCAGUCAAAUUAAAUUAUUUUUGACCCAAAAAUACUGAAUAAAAAAAUU
Messenger RNA from Triplophysa rosa, 3183 nucleotides. It is a transcript of the gene slc35g1, whose product is annotated as solute carrier family 35 member G1. Bases 397 to 1590 code for a protein of 397 amino acids. The transcript is spliced from 3 exons. Gene Ontology annotation, biological process: calcium ion export across plasma membrane; regulation of cytosolic calcium ion concentration. The record is from RefSeq and is a predicted model, not a curated record. NCBI's taxonomy places the organism in Eukaryota, Metazoa, Chordata, Actinopteri, Cypriniformes, Nemacheilidae. Gene Ontology annotation, cellular component: plasma membrane; endoplasmic reticulum membrane.